Messenger RNA from Colletotrichum truncatum, 1551 nucleotides. Its product is annotated as thiol protease. Gene Ontology annotation, molecular function: calcium-dependent cysteine-type endopeptidase activity. Gene Ontology annotation, biological process: proteolysis. The record is from RefSeq and is a predicted model, not a curated record. NCBI's taxonomy places the organism in Eukaryota, Fungi, Ascomycota, Sordariomycetes, Glomerellales, Glomerellaceae. Gene Ontology annotation, cellular component: cytoplasm.
AUGGGCGACAUCCGCAACACCGAGAGAGACAGCAACGUCAUCGCCCUUGUUGAGGCCAUCUUGGGACACAAGAUCGACAGCCAGCCGGGCUCUUCGUCCCAGAGCACUCUGGAAGAUUAUGAAGAUCUUGUCGACAUGAGCAAAGACCACGACUUCAGCAAGGAGGGCCCUCGCCCCGACUCUCCACCCAAGAAUCCCUGCGUUGGUGCCGUCAACCCGUACGCCCUGGCCGAGGCCCUCAUUGGCCGCAAGAUGGACCGCCACUCCAUGGCCGCUGCUCAAAUCCUUCAGAAUGUCCUUCAGACCGACUACGAUGAGCUCUUCGACAUGCGCCAUCGCUCCGUUCUGUUUGCGGGCAUGAAGCUCAAUGAGAAGGAGCGCAAGGCUGAGAUGUACGACGAGAAGGACAUGAAGAUCCUCAACGAGAAGGAUCUUCAGACUCCUGACUUUUCUGGUGUUCGUCGCCUGGACGAUCUUGAGAAAGUCGGACUUAAGGACCUCAAGGAAACCAGAGUCAAGGUUGCUCGCAUGCAGAACGGAAAACUCCGCCUGGUUCUUCAUGCCCAUGACCUCGGCAAGACUGUCUCCAACCGCGAGGUUACCAUGUCCAUCAACGAGCUCGUUACUCCCUUCAGAAUGCAGAAGGGCCGCUGGCAGCCACCAAAUGCCUCGUGGCGAGACAUGUAUGACUACUUCUUCCAAAGCGUCAACAAGCGACUGAUCUCCGAUAUUACCAUGUUCCGCAUUGGUGAUCGUCGCGAGACCGUCCGCAACUUUGACGAUCCCACUCAGGGAUGCUCCAGCAACUCUUGGUUCGUCGCCGCCCUGUUCUCCGUCUUCUGGUCGGACCCCUGCGCCAUCAACCGCGCCACUCGCGUCCACACUCACGGCAACGCGAAGAAGCGUUUCUUGUCCAUCAAGUUCCACGACAAGGGCGGUAAGCAGAACAACCGCACCGAGACCGUCGAUGUCAACUAUGAGAUCCCAAUCAAUAACUCGGACAACGAGCCGCUUUACUGCCGCUCCAGCGACGGCGCAGACAUCUGGCCCUCGCUGUACGAGAAGGCCUUCGCCAAGUGGAUUACUGGUACCAGCUCAGAGCAGCCCGACAUCACCCAGACUCACUGUGGUGACCCCAUCAAGGCUAUGGCCCAGAUCAACGGCCGCACCCCUCACUACUACAUGUGCGACAACCACUCCUCGCAAACCCUCCUUGGCCUGGUCCGCUCCAACAGUGUCAACAACAAGACCAUCAACCCCAUGACGGCCUACACCUACGCCACUGGCCGCGAGUUCCACGGCGCCAACAUUGUUGCCAACCACGCCUACUCCGUUCUCGGAUACUGCGUCCUGGGCGACAAGCAGUACAUCGUCCUGCGCAACCCAUGGGGUGUUACCGAGCCCCAGGGCCUCACCAGCUACACUGGUCUCCUCGGCCGUCUUGACCCCGAGAUCUGGAACCCCGCCACCCUCCUCGACCACGGAGGUCUGUUCGCCCUCGAGGCCGACUCCUUCAAGAAGUGCUUCUCUUGCGUUGGUGUUGCCAAGUAA